Molecule: messenger RNA, 3205 nt
Organism: Ficedula albicollis (Collared flycatcher)
Lineage: Eukaryota; Metazoa; Chordata; Aves; Passeriformes; Muscicapidae
Product: kinesin-like protein KIF20A
Exons: 19
Coding region: 167-2665 (832 amino acids)
Biological process (GO): microtubule-based movement
Cellular component (GO): nucleus; microtubule; kinesin complex
Molecular function (GO): ATP binding; microtubule binding; ATP hydrolysis activity
Source: RefSeq, a predicted model, not a curated record
UUCCCCCGGUGCUGCUUUCUUUCCCCCGGUGGUCUUUUCUUUCUCCCGGUGCCUGCGGGUGUUGAGCCUCCCGGGAAGGGGCAGCAGGUGGAUGAGAGCAGCGCCCAGCUGAGGCUGUUAGCGCGCUUUCCCUUGUGUGUUUCCGAGUAUAACUUGCCAGAGAACGAUGGCUGAUGAGGGGGGAAACUAUGUUUCCACGGAAGUGUGUGAUGUGUUGGAAUCGGUUUCUUUUCUGAAUACAGAGGGCAAACCUUCACCCUUGGAGUCAACAGUGCUGCCUAAUACAGAGGAGCAGCAGGUGUAUGAGCCUUUGAAAGUCUUCUUGAGAGUGAGGCCCUUUUCUAUAGCAGAGCUUGAAAGCCAUGAAUCCCAGGGUUGUGUAACUAUUAAAGAUGCCCAGACAGUAAUUCUUAGUGCACCCAAAGAGUCUUCUGCAAUGAAAAACAGUGAGAGAGGGAUUGGUCAUGCUAUGCACAGCUUUACCUUUACUCAGGUCUUUGGACCAGAAACUACUCAGAGUGAAUUUUUUGAAGACUCAACAAAAGAUAUUGUAAGAGCAUAUGUUAAUGGAGUGAAUGGACUGGUAUUUACUUAUGGAGUUACAAAUGCAGGCAAGACAUUCACUAUCCAAGGGACUUCAAAAGAUCUUGGUAUUUUACCUCGCUCACUUGAUGUGAUUUUUAACCACAUAAGAGGAAGACAUUACCUGAAGAUGAACCUCAAACCAUAUUUGAGCAAUGAUGUUAAGAAACUAGAAGAUGAACAAGUUAAGCAAGAAGAAGCCUUAAAAGCUGCUAUUCUUGCAUCACUGAAAGAGGAGACAGAAAGCAUCUCAAAUACUGCAACAAACUUCUGCGAAGUGAAGUUGGAUUCUUCUAACUGUACUUUAGACAAUCAUCCUUCUAACUCCCUAGGGAAGAACUUUGCUCCACUUGACAUUCAUAGGACUAAUAUGCACCAAAGAACACAAGCAUCUGUGUGGAUUUCCUUUUGUGAAAUUUAUAAUGAAUAUGUGUAUGACCUAUUAAAUAUUUUAUCUGCAUCAAAACCUCAAAGGCGCAGAGUUUUAAGAAUUUGUGAGGAUCAAGGAGGAAAUUGUUACAUUAAAGAUUUAAAGUGGAUUAAUGUUCAGAGCACUGAAGAAGCCUGCCGACUACUAAAAAUAGGAAACAAGAACCGAAGCUUUGCCUGUACUAGAAUGAAUGAGCAAUCAAGUAGAAGUCACAGUAUAUUUUCCAUCAGACUGCUCAAGCUAACUGAUGAGCAUCAGCCACGUGUUCUUGGAGUAUCAGAGUUGUCUUUCUGUGACUUGGCUGGUUCAGAGAGGUGUAAUAAAACACAUGUCUUUGGAGACAGACUAAAAGAAGCAGGAAAUAUUAAUAAUUCUCUUCACAUCCUUGGAAAGUGCAUUGCAGCAUUGAAGCAAAAUCAAAACCCAAAGAUGAAGCCAAGCUAUAUUCCAUUCAGAGAGAGUAAAUUGACUCGUCUGUUUCAGCCAUUUUUUUGUGGGAAAGGCAAAGCUUGUAUGAUUGUAAAUAUCAAUCAGCAUACUUCCACAUAUGAUGAAACACUGCAUGUAAUGAAAUUUUCAGCUAUAGCCAGACAGGUUAUCCAGACAAUCCUGCCCAAAAAUUUUGGUUACUUUCCACCAAAGCUAGUUGGAGGUGAUGGCAAACCUAUCAUGCACUUUGAUGCUAACACAUCUGUAGAGGGCUUUGCUGGCAGUGCUGAAACCUCUGCAGAAGAGGAAGUGGACAUCACCAUUCUGAGUCAUGAGGAGCUCUUGAAAGCUGCAGAAGACUUAAAGGAGAAGGUAGCUGCAGAAAGGCAAAGUAAGCUCUUUCUGGAGGUGAAGAUCCGUAAAGAGAUGGCAGAAGCAAUGUUUCAACAGCUGUUGGAAACAGAGGAAGCCUGGAGCAACCGCUUGGAAGAUAUGAAGGACAGUUAUGAGGAAAAGCUCGAGAGCAAAUUUGAAAUGUAUAAAGAGGCCAUUAAGAAACAUGCAUAUAUGUGUGCAAUGGAACAAAUUGAAGACCAUUAUGUUCCUAUAGAAGAAUUUCUAGCUGAACAAGAGAAAGUUGAGGAUAGAGAGAGGAAAAUACUGCAAUUGGAAAGACAACUUGAUGAACAGUCAGGGAAGCUGUUGGCUCUGGGAAAUCUGAGCUCAGAUGUUCCAACUACUGAAAAUAACAUGGAACAAGAUCUUAUGGACAGAACAAUGAAGAGAGCCACUGAAGUAUUGCAGAAACAAUGUGAAGAGAAGGAAGAGCUAAUAAAAUCUCUGAAGUUUAAAAUACAGAAACUAAAUGAAACCCUGCUAGAAGCUAAUGAAGGCUACAGAAAAAUGGCAGAAGAAAACAGUCAACUGAAGCACACAAUCAUGCUCAAGGAUCAAGAAAUGACCAGUCUUCAGAACUGGGCUAAACGUGUUCUUGAGCUUGAAGAAACAGUGUCUUCCCUGCAAAAGGAGCUUGGAGAACAGAAAAAACAUUUCUUUGCAGAGGAGUCAAAGCAGCAGAAACCCAGGAGAGGUUUGCUGGCUAACCUGAAAUCCACAGUGGCAUCCACUGCUGGUACACCUCUUGGUAAAGGCUGGGGGAAGUAUGAAGAGGCUUCACCCAGUUCAAGAAAACCAGUAUUGCUGCCUCAUAAAGCAAAAGAAUAGUAUUUGAUAAAUCAAAGUGUGCAAUUAUUGGGCUUCUUUAUUAGUCCUAAACUGUUGGUAGCUCUUUCUCACUCUUAGAUGCCAUCUUCACUGUCAUGUUGACUGACAGAAAAAUGUUUAAUACAGAAGUUUUUAAAUUGAAUCAGAGUUGAAUUUAGAGCUAUAAAAGUUUGGGUCUAGACAUGUACUUCUACUGUUGAUAUAGGGUUGCAAUUUGAGAAAUAUAUAUAUUUUAAUUCUGGAGUAGCUGUUAUCAUGGUCUUCUGUGCUGAUAAAUGUGUGGCUCAUGCAAAGUGGGAUGUCCCUCAUCUGCUGUUCACUAUGUUUUUAUGUUAUUUUAUUUCAUUGCUGGAAAUCAGAUGACUUAGUUAAAACAGUGUGGUUCUUCAGUUAAUAUUCUGGUUUUGACCUGGAGACUCUGUUCUUGGGACCAAACCUAAGAAAACUGCUACAGAAGGCAAUGAAAUGCAAUCUGAUCUGGCUCCAUGCUAUUUUGCAGAUAACUUGGCUUUGUAGAUAAAUUUUUAAAAUAAAAUUUGA